AUGGCGUUGAACAUGGAAGAUGCCAAGGCUCAUCUGAAAGAGCAUGGUUGGGUCAAAAUCCCUUCCGUCCUCUCUAAAGAGGAAGCUCAAGAUGCACUUGAUCGUCUUUGGAAAGCCAAAGCUGUCUCUGAGGCUAGUGGCGAGGGCACUUUCCAGCCGAUUUUGGAUCCCAACCCAGCCAACGUGCGUGUCUUCUAUCUCCCAGAGAUAGAUGCAUAUUGGCGAGACAUGCUCGUCAAUCCGACCGGACUAGACUUGGCCAAGUCUGUGCUCGGCGAACAACUGCUGGUCAGCAAUUUUUCCGCCAACAUUGCUCGUCCUGGUGCAGAGAGCAUGGCCCUACACUCUGAUCAGAGUAUUGUUCUUCCAGCACCGUGGUUGGAUAACUGGGCAGUCAACGUCAUUUGGUGCCUCACCAGGACAACCAAGGAAAAUGGUGCAACUUUGUAUAUCCCAGGCUCAAAUAAGUGGACCACAUGGGAGGAUGUGCCUGAAAACGCACCUGAUUUGCUGGUCCCUUUUGAAGCGGAUGCUGGUGAUAUUGUUGUUAUUGAUGGACGUCUGUGGCACACUUCCGGCUCGAACGUUACGAAAGAUGAGGAUCGUGCUAUUCUCUUUGCUUAUUACUCUGCGCCUCACAUGCGACCUUUGACAAAUUGGUCAGCUAGGCUGUCAAAGGAGCUUCAGGACACACUUAGCCCGCAGAUGAAAGAGCUACUUGCCCUGAGUCACAUUGGAUAUGUUGUGAGGGGCGAUCUCACAUAUAUGGCGCAGAAAUACUCUUCAAAAAAUGGAACAACUGCGGUUGGUGCUUAA
This is a messenger RNA of Penicillium soppii, 816 nucleotides long. It is a transcript of the gene fmaF, whose product is annotated as Fe(2+)/2-oxoglutarate-dependent oxygenase fmaF. The record is from RefSeq and is a predicted model, not a curated record. Lineage: Eukaryota; Fungi; Ascomycota; Eurotiomycetes; Eurotiales; Aspergillaceae. Bases 1 to 816 code for a protein of 271 amino acids. The transcript has a single exon.